AUGCCCCGUCUCGGGCCAAACGGUUUCCUCAAGACGUUGGGUCUCUCUACGUCAGUGCGCCUCCCGCCCCCUCCAAAACUCCACCAGCUCCUGGGCCGGGGUACGAACCUUUCCAGCAGCGCCCUCCCGAAUCCGUGCCUCGAGGAGCGAGACGGCGGCGGCGAGUACGGUGCCGAUGACGCCAGCGGAACCGAACGCGCUACGUUUUCGCUGCCCAGGGAUGGCGAACAAUUCGCGUUCCGAGUGGCGGUGACGCUAGAGGCGGCCCGCCCGGCGAACAUCUUCGCUGUCCAAGCGUUUGACAUACAUUGGGAUAUCAGGACCCCGGACCCGACCGGACUCGAGCGCGCGCCAGGGCCCGUAGCCAUGUCUAGGCCAGGGGCGGCUACCAGCGGCGCUCCUUGCGGUCCCGCUGCCGCCGGCGUGCCCACGGCGAGCCGGCGCGCCGUGCGGCUCUGCGGUGGAACCCGCUUGAGGACCUUGCCGGGCGGAAGGUGGAGAGGGUACACCCUAAUCUUGCAGAGGUUAGCCGCCCAUUGGACUUGUUUCCCCACGGGCGCCGCGGCGGCCAUGCGUUGA
Messenger RNA from Parascedosporium putredinis, 579 nucleotides. The record is from the annotation of a GenBank genome assembly. Lineage: Eukaryota; Fungi; Ascomycota; Sordariomycetes; Microascales; Microascaceae.